GUAAACGUCGAUUUCCCCACGAAAUUCAAGCUCGAAGUGAAAAUCAAAUCAUGUAUUAUGUACCGAGAGGAGGGAACAGAGGAGGACAGGAUCAGUUCACAUGGGAUAGUGUGAAGAGCGAUAAGGAUAGAGAAUGUUAUUUAGGUCAUUCUCUGAAAGCCCCUGUGGGUCGAUGGCAGAAAGGGAAAGACCUCCAGUGGUUUAACAAGGAACGGAAAGAAGGAGAAUUGUCUGAGGCUGAGGCAGUACGUCAAGCAGAGAAAGAGGCCUUAAUGAUAGCUCUAGGACAAAAGGUCCCAGCAAAGCAGCCAGCUCAAUCUGUGAAGACAGAAGUAAAGAGAGUCUCCUCAAGCCCAAGCCCUCCACCAAAGAAGAAAAAGAAGAAAAAAAAGGAGCCAGAGUCUGGUAGUUUAGAUGAUCUUCUACUUCAGAAACUCAAAGGAAAGAAAGGGUUAGAAACAUUGAAAGAGCUCAAGGAGGAGAAAAAGAAGAGUUUAGAAAAGACAGGAAGGAAUACCAAACAGUUGAAGAAGAAGAGGAAGAACAGACGUCAUGAUGAGAGUGAUUCUGAUUCUACAGAAGACUCUUCAAGCUCUGAAUCGGAGUCCAGUGAUGGUAAAACAAAAUACAGCAAGUCAUCAAGAAAUAGCAAGAGAAAAUCGUCAGACAGGUCAUCAACAAGAAAACGUCAUAGUUCAGAGAGCGAUGAUGAAAGUGAUUACAGAGGAAGGAAAGCAAAAUCAAGAAAUGACAAGAGAAAAUCGUCGACAAGAAAACGCCAGGUGUCGGACAGUGAUGAUGAAAGUGAUUACAGAGGAAAGAAAGCAGGAUCUAAAAGCAACAAGAGACAAUCGUCUGACAAAUCAUCAAUAAGAAAGCGUGAGAUAUCGGACAGUGAUGAUGAAAGUGAUUACAGAGGAAAAAAAGCAGGAUCUAAACAUGACAAGAGAAAAUCGUCCGACAAAUCAUCAAUGAGAAAACGUGAGAUGUCCGACAGUGACGAUGAAAGUGAUUACAGAGGAAAAAAGGCAGGAUCUAAAAAUGACAAGAGAAAAUUGUCCGACAAAUCAUCGACGAGAAAACGUGAGAUAUCGGACAGUGAUGAUGAAAGUGAUUACAGAGGAAAGAAAGCAGGAUCUAAAAAUGACAAGAGAAAAUCGUCCGACAAAUCAUCGACAAGAAAGCGUGAGAUAUCGGACAGUGAUGAUGAAAAUGAUUACAGAGGAAAGAAAGCAGGAUCUAAAAAUGACAAGAGAAAAUCGUCCGACAAAUCAUCGACGAGAAAACGUGAGAUAUCGGACAGUGAUGAUGAAAGUGAUUACAGAGGAAAAAAGGCAGGAUCGAAAAAUGACAAGAGAAAAUCGUCCAACAAAUCAUCGACGAGAAAACGUGAGAUAUCGGACAGUGAUGAUGAAAGUGAUUACAGAGGAAAAAAGGCAGGAUCAAAAAAUGAAAAGAGAAAAUCGUCCGACAAAUCAUCGACAAGGAAACGUGAGAUAUCGGACAGUGAUGAUGAAAGUGAUAACAGAGGAAAGAAAGUGAAGGACAGUGAGAGAAGGAACGAAGGGCAGACAGGAAGGUCAGAAGGCAGGAGAGAAGCAAGGAGAGACCGUAUGAAAGAUUCUUCUAACAGUGAAAGUGAGGAUGAAAGCUUUAGGAAAAAGAAGAAAAGAGAUAGAAAUACAAGUGAUCAGAAGGAUCAAACGUUUGGAAACAGAAGAAGACAAGGCAGGGGGAUGUCUAGUAGUGAUAGUGAUGACAGUCAUGAGAAGAAGAAUAUCAAAAGGAGACUUGGCAAUAAGGAGAAGGUGCAUGAUAAGAAACAGAGGAGCCGAUCUUCUGACAGCGAUGAAGAUGAUGAAAGAAAGAGAAGGAAAGACGAGAGGUCAACACAUCGGACGGACAGAGAUGAAAGCAGACUGGGAAGAAAUCUUGCAAAAAUAGACAGAAGGGCAGAAACGGAAGGGAGAGAAGAUAAUCCCAAACAAAAUAGGAAGGAUGACAGCAGGUAUAGAAGGGGAGAUGAAUAUGAAGAGGAUAAAAAGCGGAAGGGAUCUACCAGAGAGAAUCAUGAUGGAAGAAAUGGAAAUAAGGCUGAAAGUCGUAGGAAAGAUAGAAGAAACAGUGAUUAUGAUUCAGGAAGAACGGACCGGUCUGCAGAGAGAAAAGAUGAUGUGAGAAAGGAAAAGGGGAGGGAAGAUAGACCGGGGUCAGAUACAAGGGAUAAGAACGAUGGAAGGGGUGGUUCUGGAAGAAAAGAUGACCACAGAAAGGAUAGAUCAAGAAAUUUAGAACUGCACAAUCCUUACGAUAAACCUACCGAUCUUGAGGAAAGGGGGAAGAAAAUGCUUGGUGAAUUUUUCAAGCAGAUAAUAUGAUUUUGUCAAACUGAAGGCAAUAUUCUAGUUCACAAGUCAUUAGG
Molecule: messenger RNA, 2422 nt
Organism: Lytechinus variegatus (green sea urchin)
Lineage: Eukaryota; Metazoa; Echinodermata; Echinoidea; Temnopleuroida; Toxopneustidae
Product: cylicin-2-like
Exons: 6
Coding region: 51-2378 (775 amino acids)
Source: RefSeq, a predicted model, not a curated record